CCUCGUCGAGAACAUAAUGUUUCCUCGGGUGAAUUUCGCGAUUUUUGUAAGUUUAGUUUCUAUCGGCAGCAUACGGGCGGAUGAAGAAGGACGAAUCGUUAACGGUGAAAACGCUGAAUAUGGACAGUUUCCGUACCAGGCCAUGUUGCUGCUUCAAAUGUCCCAAGGGACUGCACUUUGUGGAGGAAGUUUGAUCAACUCCAGAUACGUGGUAACGGCUGGCCACUGUGUUGAUGGCAUCAAGUCGAUCCAAGUGCGGUUGGGUUCGAUUUUCUUCAACGGGAGAAAUCCUGACGGAUCGCCUGAUGGUAGUGUCGUGAUGAAUACAACGGACUUUGCGGCCCAUCCGGAUUACGAUCCCAACACUUUGCAGAACGAUAUUGCCCUGGUACAUCUGCCCGAGGCCGUGGAAUUCACCGAUAGGAUUGCUCCAGUGGCCUUGCCAGCGGGAAAUGAUGAUUACACUGGUCGGGUAGCCAUCGCAAGUGGAUUUGGGUUGACCCGAACGGCCGGAAGUCCGGCCGAUAGAUUAAAGUUUGCGCCGCUCAAUGUUAUAAGUAACGGUGCGUGUCGAUUUUUCUAUCCCGGAGGAACCGUGCAGCCAACCACGCUCUGUUGUCGUGGCGAUAAUCGACGCUCCACAUGCAAUGGAGAUUCUGGUGGACCUCUCACACUAGAAGAUAACGGCCAAACCGCACUGAUUGGGGUUGUCAGUUUUGGAAACCGAUUUGCUGGAUGUGACGCCGGUUUUCCGGUAGGAUUCACCAGAGUUACUGAGUUUGUUGAUUACAUCGAGGAGAAUACUGCCGAUGGAUAAAUCCCUGAUAGAUUAAGCUAGUUCUUAAUGAUAACUUUUGGUACAAUGAAUUGCGCAGUACAUAAGUGUCUGUGUAUCCUCAUUGAUGUGUGCUUUCAAUAAAAAAAAAAUUAAAUGUGUUAAAAUUUCGAAUGUUUUUAAGAAAUGCACCAAUAAAUUGUACUGAAAUAUUUUA
Molecule: messenger RNA, 992 nt
Organism: Uranotaenia lowii
Lineage: Eukaryota; Metazoa; Arthropoda; Insecta; Diptera; Culicidae
Product: collagenase-like
Exons: 1
Coding region: 17-817 (266 amino acids)
Biological process (GO): proteolysis
Molecular function (GO): serine-type endopeptidase activity
Source: RefSeq, a predicted model, not a curated record